GAGAGGCAGAGUGAGCUCCAUCUCUCUCUCGCUCUGCUGUCACUCUCAGGGCAGGUUCAGUUGGGAUCUAAGCUCGGCUCCACUGAAGAUGUCUUCACGCAUUCCUCCCUGGUUCUUUGGAUUAUUUCUGCUGGUGCUCCGGUUCUGCUGCCGACGCUGCUCUGCCUAUCAGCCGCUGGACGAGCGCGGGUCCCAGGGCGCCUUGGACCUCACGGAGCUGAUCGGCGUCCCCCUCCCUCCCUCCGUCUCCUUCGUCACCGGGUUCGAGGGUUACCCGGCGUACAGCUUCGGACCGGACGCCAACGUGGGCCGCCUCACAAAGUCCUUCAUCCCCGACCCGUUCUACAACGACUUCGCCGUCACGGUCAUCGCCAAGCCCACCACGCGGCGUGGCGGCGUGCUGUUCGCCAUCACAGACGCUUAUCAAAAAAUUGUGCACUUAGGUGUAGCGCUGUCAGAAGUGGAGGAUGGAUCCCAGAGGGUCGUGCUGUUCUACACGGACCCGGAGACGACAGCCGGGACCCAGGAAGCAGCUUCCUUCAAGAUGGGCGACCUGACGGGAAGAUGGGCGAGGUUCACCCUGACGGUGCAGGGGGCGGAGGUGCGUCUCUACAUGGACUGUGAGGAGUAUCACCGGGUCGCCUUCGUCAGGAGUCCGCAGCCUCUGACGUUCGAGGCCAGCUCGGGGAUCUUUGUGGGAAACGCCGGCGGCACGGGCCUGGAGAAGUUUGUGGGCUCCAUCCAGCAGCUGGUGUUGAAGUCAGAUCCCACGGCCCCAGAUGACCAGUGUGAGGAGGACGAUCCGUAUGCCUCUGGAUAUGGAAGUGGUGAUGAUGCCUAUGACGACGCUGAAGAAAGAGAAGAAGUGAAAAAGAUUGUGGAGGAGAGAGAGUACACCAUGGCCCUCCCAGAGCUGGAUCCGACUUACAGCACGCCGGUCAGAGCUCCGCCCACUGAGCGGUCCAUACGCAGCAGUUAUGACGAUGAUGAAGACAUGGAGGAGACGUCUGGACAGGAGGAGGUGAAGAGCACAGUCAAAGUUCAAUCUUCUCUGAUGGCGACUCCAGCCUCAACCCUGGACACUUCUCAGUCCCUCCAGGUGUCUCCGGGCACGAAAGGCGAGCGAGGGGAUCCAGGUCCGGCCGGCCCACCAGGACCCCCUGGCCCCCAAACCUCAGGAGAUGGAGAGGGGGGGGAGCCGGGACCACAGGGGCCACAGGGGCCACUGGGACCCACAGGCCCAGCUGGAGCACCGGGGAAAGAUGGACAGCCUGGGACUAAAGGUGAAACUGGUUUACUGGGUGCAACUGGGACUCCAGGAUUCACAGGACUUCAGGGAGAGCCUGGUCCUAAGGGAGACAAGGGGGAUCUGGGUGUUGGAGUAGCGGGUCCUCCGGGGCCUCCUGGACCUCCAGGUCGAACCAGCUCGGGGUCCAUGUUCAUGGAGGGGUCAGGAUUUGAAGACUUUGACAGUGAUGCAGAACUUAUUCGGGGAGCUCCAGGGCUUCCCGGCCCCCCUGGAGAGCCAGGGACCCCUGGGACCUCGUCCGGAGACGUAUUUCCUGGACCACCUGGGGUUCCUGGGAGAGAUGGGAAGGACGGAGUGAUGGGAGAUCCUGGACUUCCUGGAGCGGAUGGAAAAGAUGGCGAUCCAGGGUCUGCUGGCGAGAAGGGAGACAAGGGAGUCCCCGGUGGGAGCGGCCAACCAGGACCGAAGGGAGACCAUGGCCCUGCAGGGCUCCCAGGCUUCCACGGGUCCGAGGGUCCAGGAGGGCAGCCCGGUCCCAGGGGUCCACCGGGCCCCCCCGGACCCCCUGGAAGAGCCCUCACAUUGGACUAUGAGGACUUGGAAGGAUCUGCCAUGCGGGGGGACUUAGGAUCUGCUCUCACCCCAGGACCACAGGGUGUCCCUGGAGCUCCAGGACCAAAUGGUAAAGACGGUUUAGACGGCGCUCCAGGAAAACCAGGUCAAAAGGGGGACGAGGGUCCUGCAGGACGACCAGGGUUCCCAGGACUGGACGGGCCGAAAGGGGAAGAGGGAGCAACGGGAGACAAAGGUGAUUCAGGACCAAAGGGUGAGAUGGGACUCGGUAUUCCCGGCCCUGCAGGACCACCUGGACCUCCAGGACCCCUCGUCAACCUCCAGGAUCUUCUGCUCAACGACACAGACGGUGCCUUCAACUUCUCAGGGUUUUUUGAUGCUCAGGGAUCUGCUGGUCCGAAGGGAGACAUUGGGUUGCCAGGUGUUCAAGGACCUCCUGGACUUAGAGGUGAAAAGGGCGAGCCAGGAUUCAUCAUGGCAGCGGAUGGAGCCAUGGUGACAGGCCUGGCUGGUCCUGCCGGACCCAACGGAAUCAAGGGAGAUAACGGUGUAGCUGGACCCCCUGGUGGUCAAGGACCAGUGGGACCCCCGGGGCCUAAAGGAGAGUUUGGUUUUCCUGGAAGAGCUGGUCGUCCAGGCCCGAUGGGAUUGAAAGGAGACAGAGGGGACUCUGCUGGGCUGCAGGGAGCUCCCGGCCCCCCUGGACCACCGGGCCGCCCAGGAAUGUUCAACUGCCCCAAAGGAACAGUUUUCCCAGUCCCUCCCAGACCUCACUGCAAAAUGGCUCUUAAUCCCAAUGGAAGCGUCGCAGUCGGAAACUGUCAGGGGGGGGUGAAAGGAGAGAAGGGAGGGAGAGGCCUUCCUGGGAUGCCAUCUCCACCAAGUACUUUGAUGCCCAGAGGAUCCUGGGGGCCAAGAGGUGACCAGGGAAUGAAAGGCGAAAAGGGAGACAAGGGAGAGACCGGUAUGCUGGGGCAAACAGGAAACCCCGGUAGACAAGGACUGGUGGGUCCUAAAGGAGAGUCGGUGAUGGGACCUCCAGGCCACCCCGGGAUGCCCGGCUCACCUGGUGUCCCAGGUUAUGGGAGACCUGGUCCUGUUGGUCCUCCUGGUCCACCGGGGCCUCCAGCACCCUCUUCAUCAUCCCCAAGAUACGGUUCCUCAGGUUUGACCAUCAGUGGCGCUCCUGGACCUCCUGGACCACCAGGACCUCCUGGAUCUUCGGGUAACUCAGCAUCUCUGAAAACCUUUUCUACUCGUGAGAGCAUGAUGCAGAACACGGUCCGGGACGCGGAGGGAACUCUGUCCUACGUCACGGAGACAGGAAGUCUCUUCCUCAAGGUUUCCCAGGGAUGGAAAGAGAUACAGCUCGGCAGCCUGAUCUACCUCUCCAGUAACAUCAUCCCACAGGACGAGCCUCGAGUUGCAUAUCAGAUAAGAGGAGACACGAUCCAAAGAAUAACUUCAGUUAAAGAGAGGCUCAACCUGGUGGCCCUGAACCAGCCUCACUCCGGGGGCCUGAUGGGACUCGACACGGCCGACCGCAUGUGUUACGAGCAGGCCAAGGCCAUGGGCUUGGCUCCGAACUACCGCGCCUUCAUCUCCUCCCACAGGCAGGACCUGGUCCAUGUGGUCUACCCUGGUUUCCGUGAAAAUCUGCCCGUCACCAACCUCAGGGGAGACGUGAUGUUCAGGAACUGGCGAGCGAUUUUCAGCGGCGACGGAGGACCAGUGAAUUCCCGGAUACCCAUCUACUCCUUCGAUGGACGGGACGUUUUAGCCGACCCCUUCUGGCCUGAGAAGAACAUCUGGCACGGCUCCACCAGCAGGGGAUUCCGAGUGUUGGACAAACACUGUGAGACGUGGCAAGCGGACCACGUGUCCGUCAUGGGUCAGUCGUCCAGCCUGACCUCGGGGCUGCUCCUGGGCCAACAGACGCGAAGCUGUUCCAACGAGUACAUCGUCCUCUGCAUCGAGACCCACAAAAACCCUUAGAUCCUGUCCCAACCGCCCCCCCAACGCCCCAAACCACUCCACCGAGGAAGCCAUCUCAGCCACCGUGGAACAUUCUGGGAACAGAUGUGUCUUUCUACGCAAAGAACGUCAUUUUCAGCACAUGGUUGGUGCUAUGUGUCGCAUUGUGUGGCAGGAAAAGCCUGUAUUUUGCAAAAAGGAUAUUUAUACUUGUUUUACUCCCCACGUCACUUUCUGAGGAGAAAGAUUCAGACGCAGUAACAAACAGAGAUUUAUUGUAAUGUGAAGUUUGGAGGAUUCCUUUCAAAAGCAAUGUCCGUGUGUGUUGUAAAGUAACAUGAUGGAUUUCCCAUUAAUUCCACUGUUGUGGCACAUAAUGUAAAAUGCAGCAGAGCCUGAUGGCGGCUGCCAGUCUUCGUAUUAAUUCGAGACAUUAACGCUGUCCUUUCAAAGUAAAUAAUUUAUUACUGCUAAAAUGAUGAAUGCGGCACCUUUAACCGUUACUGCAAACAAACGCCACAAGAUGGAUUUGUGAGAAUCAAACAAAGCAACACAAACGGCUGCACAUAGUCACCCGGGUGUGUUGAGGAUAAGACGUCUCUAUUGCAUCCGUCUCGUCGUUCUUACAGAAGACUGAGAGACAAACCGAGGACACACAGAAAUCUGCACCUGAACCUGAAACCUGCCCUGAGAGAUCCCCAAAGACUUUUCAACAGAAGCGUCGAAAUGCGACUUUCGUUGUUUUGUUUACAGUUUUUUUUACAUUUGUCAAGAAUUUCAGGAGACGUUUACUCAACAUUUCAAGAGCCAGACUUUAAGAACUGUCCCUCGUCCGACAGCAGGACGACCUGACGACCAGUGUUGCCACCAAAGUAAAUAUUGUUGCACUGUACUUCAUUUUAAAACAAUUCUUUAGUUCAACAUCUUCAUUCUUGAAAGUGUUCGUAGCUUUUCUUACACCUCGGUGAUCUCACUCCUUAGCAGCUCUUUCUAGGCUAUUUAAUUUAAAUCCAUUUAGAUUUAUUUAUACCGUCACAGCACAUAACAUGAAAUCAAAUGAUUCAAUUUAAGAAUGUAAUUUAUCGUUCAUUGUUUGUCAAAUGACUGUUUUUGUUUUCAUCACUUUUUUUUAGCUUUUUGUACAGUUGUUUUUUAAGCUCAUACUUUUAUGAAGAAUGUUGACAAACUCAAAGUUUAAGAGUUUAAUUCACAAGAUUUAAACAAGCAAAACAUAUUUUCACAAUCCAAUAAAACCAAACCCUACAAAGUAAUUUCAUGCCGGCGAAAGUGAGAGCACGUGUUUUUGUAUAAAUGUUGGUGCUUUGUUGAAUAAAGAUUUUUCUUUUCAUAA
Messenger RNA from Limanda limanda (common dab), 5147 nucleotides. RefSeq names its product collagen alpha-1(XVIII) chain-like. The transcript is spliced from 44 exons. The record is from RefSeq and is a predicted model, not a curated record. Bases 89 to 3817 code for a protein of 1242 amino acids. Lineage: Eukaryota; Metazoa; Chordata; Actinopteri; Pleuronectiformes; Pleuronectidae.